Molecule: messenger RNA, 1299 nt
Organism: Naegleria lovaniensis
Lineage: Eukaryota; Heterolobosea; Eutetramitea; Acrasida; Naegleriidae
Exons: 2
Coding region: 1-1299 (432 amino acids)
Biological process (GO): tRNA N1-guanine methylation
Cellular component (GO): cytoplasm
Source: RefSeq, a predicted model, not a curated record
AUGUCCUCUGAACCACACACGGCUACACCAUCAUCAUCGGAAAGUAAUAACAAUCACUCGUCGUCAGAAGAAUAUCCUAGAGUUUUAGACCGAAAUGCAUUUACGAAGAAUAUCAAUAUUCUUGUAACAAAAGUUCCGGUCAAAAAUCUUUCAGUAUUGAAUAAGAAGUUAAAAGGACAUUUGUUGGAUCGAAAAAAGAUGAAAUCAAUUGAAGAUAUUGAUAAUUGCACAGAUUAUAAAUAUUUAAUUUUGCAUGAACAAUACACCACUGUGGAUAAUGUUCCUCAAAAAGUGAUGGACAUUCUAAAAGAACAUGAAGCUGGAGAACUCAUUCCAAAAACAAGGGAAUUAACUUAUGACCAUUUGACUUCAAACGAGGUGUUAUCAUCCCUCAUUCCAAAUGGUCUAGAAAUUACGUCAUCUUUCGAACAAGUUGGUCACAUUGCUCAUCUCAAUAUACCAGAGGAAGUGUUAAAAUACAAGUAUUUAAUUGCACAGGUCAUGCUAGAUAAGAACCCUACUUUAAAAACAGUUGUAAAUAAGAUUGGAAUGAUUGAUUCUGUAUUUAGAGAAUUUAAAAUGGAGCUUUUGUGCGGAGAAGACAAUUUUAAUGUUACUGUCAAGGAAAAUGGUAUUCUUUUUAAAUUUAACUAUAGAGAAGUUUAUUGGAAUUCUCGACUUGGAACAGAGCACACAAGAUUGUUGAGCUUUUUUAACAAAUCUCAAGUUAUUUGCGAUAUGAUGGCAGGUGUGGGUCCAUUUGCAGUGCCAGCCGCUAAAAAAGUUGGAUGUCGAGUCCUUGCAAACGAUCUUAAUCCUAAGAGUUACGAAUACAUGAAAGAAAAUGCUCUCAUUAAUAAGGUCACAGACAAUAUGGAAUGUUUUAACAUGGAUGGUAGAGCAUUUAUCAAAUACCUUGUUGAAGAGCGAAAAUUAGUUUUUCAUCACGUCAUUAUGAACUUGCCAGCAUCAGCAGUUGAAUUUCUCGAUGUUUUUAGAGUCGAUCAAACUCACAUUGAUUUCCAGCCACUCAUUCAUUGCUACACCUUUGUGAAAGGUUCUGCCAAAGAAGGAGACAAUAUACAAGACCUAGCCAAACAGCAAGUGGAGCAAGUCAUUGGCCAGGACCAUAUCAUGGAAUACGUCGAUAUUCAUCAUGUGAGAAAUGUUGCUCCAAAGAAGGAAAUGAUGUGUGUCUCGUUUAGGCUCAAACAACCUGACCAUUCCUCCUCUCUCAAAAGAAAGCAAGAAGGAACGACUUCAAUCGAAGAGCCAGAAGAUAAAAAGCUCAAGCAAUAA